Messenger RNA from Schistocerca serialis cubense, 2291 nucleotides. It is a transcript of the gene smog, whose product is annotated as probable G-protein coupled receptor 179. Gene Ontology annotation, biological process: G protein-coupled receptor signaling pathway. The record is from RefSeq and is a predicted model, not a curated record. NCBI's taxonomy places the organism in Eukaryota, Metazoa, Arthropoda, Insecta, Orthoptera, Acrididae. Gene Ontology annotation, cellular component: membrane. The coding region runs from base 390 to 2291 and encodes 633 amino acids. The transcript has 16 exons. Gene Ontology annotation, molecular function: G protein-coupled receptor activity.
GACGCCCUGCGACGCCCGCGUCGCGACGCUGCUACGCGCCUCCGGUCGGUUCGCCGGCAAGGUUCACGACUCUGGCCAGCUGCUUCUCGUCGCCUAGUCGGCGGCCGCCUCGCCAGGUACUUCUUUUGGCCGGAAGGGUUUCUAAGAGGAAGCAUCAAGAACAGUUCCAGAGUGAGCAAUUAUUUGGUUUCCGGCUUGACUUCUCAUCAGAGAUGAAUAAUUAGCAGCGAGUGAUUAACAUUCCAACAUACAACUCACAUCUCGAAGGCAUCCCGGCUUGACUUCCUGCCCGAGAUGAACGUCUGACGGCUGGCGGUUAUCAGUCAACAACAAUUCUAUUCAGUUCUACAAGGAGGCGGUAUCGCGAUGACUCUGGGGGCGGCCCCGUGAUGGCGGGGGCGGUGGUGCGCCAGCUGCUGCUGCUGGCGGCGGCGGCGGCGGCCGCGGCGGCACCGGACCCCAACCCAAACCCCAAACCAAACCCAAACCCAAACCCAAACCCAAACCCGAACCCCGACCCCAACCCUGGGCCGGCGCCUGGACCCGCCGCCGUGGCGCCGACGGCAGCCCCCGUAGAGUGCGAGGACCGCGAGCUGCGCGGCGCCCACGUGGAGGCGGGCAGUGGGGGCGGCGGGGGCGGCGUCGUGACGACCGCCUUCUGGAGCUGCGCCGCCGACGCCUGGCUCGCCGGCUUCUCCGGAUCGGACGGCGGCCUGGUGUUCCUGCCCCUCGAGGUGGCCGCCUGCAACCACAGCCUGGUGCUGCUCCCGGCGGGCAGGACUUGCACUCGCCACCACGCACAGUGCGAACGCGCGUCGGCGGACAACUACACGUGCUGGUGUGUGGGGGCGGGCGACGCUGUGGCGGCUGGAGCGGGGGCGGCGGUCGCCUCCUGGAACUUCCGGCGCGCGGAGCUGGAGGAGGCGCUGCUGCAUGCCACCAACAACCUCACACUGCUCAGGUGUCCCGGGUGCGCCGAGCCAUGGUGCGGCGCUGCUGGCGAGGACGUGGACGCGCCCUGGGGCGCGGUGCGGCACGCCGUGCUCGCCGUCCAGCUGCUCUGCAUGUUCGCCGCCGUCUCGCUCGCCUGGGUCGUCUUCCGGCAGCGCAAGUGCAAGACGAUAGCUGCCGGCAUGUGGACCAUCCUGGAAACCAUACUACUCGGAGAGUUCCUGUUGUACGCCACGGUGCCGGUGCAGCUGCUGGCGCCGUCCGUCGCGCGCUGUCUGCUGGAGGCCUGGCUGCGCGAGAUCGGCUUCGUCGUCUGCUACGGCGCCAUCAUCCUCAAGCUCUACAGGAUCCUGAUCGAGUUCCGGACGCGCAAGGCCCACCGCUGGGUGGUGCGCGACAAGGACCUGCUCAAGUACCUGUCCGGCAUGGUGGUGGUGGCGCACGGCUACAUGGCCGCCUGGACCGCCUCGACGCUCAACUUCCUGGCCGACGGCCACGAGCUGGUGGCCCGGGGGCGCACGCCCGACGGCCGACACUUCCUCACCUGCCGCGCCCUCUGGUGGGAUUACGUCACCGAGGCCGGUGAGCUGCUGAUGGUGGCGUUCGGGCUGCACCUGGGCUUCGCGUCUCGCAACGCGGCGUCGCCGUACGAGGAGCGGCGCUGGCUGUGCGCGGCGCUCUGCAUCGAGCUGGUGGGCUCGGCCGCCUACUACGCGGCGCGCGCCGCCCUCUGGAGCCAGCUGGAGCCGCGCGCCUUCCUGCUGCUCAGCCUUGCGCGCUCCCAGCUCACCGGCACCGGCUGUCUGCUCUGCGUCUUCCUACCCAAGCUGUGGUACGAGCAGCGGCGGUCGGCGAGCCGCGGGCAGUGCCUGGCGCAGGAGCUGUCGGCGCGCCUGCCGCUCGACGCCUUCCGGCCGGUGGACGGCGUCCCCACCGACGCCGACCUGGCCGAGAUCAACCUGGCCGACAUGAACCCCGACGACAUACGGGCGGAACUGAAGCGGCUGUACACGCAGCUGGAGAUCCUGAAGAACAAGACGAUCCGCGCCGACAACCCGCACAUCUCCAAGCGGCGCGGCGGCCGCAAGAAGAAGGGAAGUCGCGAGAAGGCCCUGCACCACCGCCAGCAGAGCCAGCAGCAGCAGGCGGCCGCGGCGGGCGACGCCUCCUCGGGGGCGGCGGCCGGCCAGGCGUCGUCGUCUUCGCGGCAGCCGCGUUGGAUGCCGGCGCGCCAGGACGCCACCGAGACGGAGGUGUCGCGCACGCCCGAGGACUCGGUCUGCAGCAACGAGGGACCCAGCGCCGUCUACGCAGAGCUCGACCGCGACCUCCGGCCCUGA